AUGAUCAAAAUAAAUAUAGAUGAAGAUAUAGAUAAACAAAUAAUAGAGAAAUUUAAAAGUGAACAUAUUUUAGAUUUUAAUAAAACUACAAUACAGGAAGUAAGAGAAAAAAAAUUAAGAUCAACCGAAACCUAUGAUGAAUACCCAUGUACUAUCAAAAAAGAAACAUUCAAAUUAGGUGACGAUUUAGGUUCUGUUGAUGUGUUAUUUUUUUGUCCAAACGAAUUUGAUAAAAGACAAAGCUAUUCAGCUGUAUAUUAUAUUCAUGGUGGUGGUUGGUGUCUGGGUGGUGGGAAUCAUAAAUUACCCAGAGAAAUAUGCUUUAGAACAAAUUCUAUCGUUAUUUACCCAUUAUAUAUUUUAGCACCAGAAGCUAAAUUCCCAAUUGCAAUUGAGGAAUGUUAUGGUAUAUUAUGUAAAUUAGAAAAAGAGUCAUCAAUCUAUAAUAUAGACUUCAAUACUUUAGUUGUAGGCGGUGAUAGUGAAGGAGGUAAUAUAGCCAUCGCUCUAUCUAUUUUGUGUAAACAAAGAAAUGGUCCAAAAUUUAAAAACAAAUUUUAA
Molecule: messenger RNA, 561 nt
Organism: Dictyostelium purpureum
Lineage: Eukaryota; Evosea; Eumycetozoa; Dictyosteliales; Dictyosteliaceae
Exons: 1
Coding region: 1-561 (186 amino acids)
Molecular function (GO): hydrolase activity
Source: RefSeq, a predicted model, not a curated record